GAGAGCAGAGCAGAGGAACUGAUAGAGAACUUUCAAAGCUCUUUUUCUACCACCAUCACUCAACUAGCCUCUAUAUUGCAGUCUCAAACUGAAAGUCCUAUAAUUUUUCUAAAAGCUUUAGUGUUAUCUUCCCAUCUGAAAGAUUGUUAACCUCAUAUUUUUCUGUCUUUCUCUGUCGGUACCAUGAGACCCGAGGGGAACCCCUUGGACCUAAACAACUUGCCUGAUGAUUUUAGAGAUCAUGGUAAACAGGCCUUCGACGACAGCUCCUCAUCCGGCUACAGGAAAAAGAAGAGCGGCGGAAAGGAUGGAAAAGACGAGUGUGGGAAGGUCUAUGAGUGUAGGUUUUGUUCCCUCAAGUUCUGCAAAUCCCAGGCUCUCGGGGGACACAUGAACCGUCACCGCCAAGAGAGGGAGACAGAGACACUGAACCGGGCUCGUCAGCUGGUCUUCAGUACCGAUACCCUGGUCGCCCAAGGGGCUCCUCACCUGAGCUGCUGCCAACCAGUCACACCAGGAGGCUACCAUCCAGCAGGCAACAUCGGAGACCCAACAAUGGCUCUCAGGUUCCCGAGAUUCUUCACCGGUUCUCCAUCCACCCAGUUAGCACCACAACCACCUCAAACAUAUUUAUACUCCUCUCCGUCGCGCCCCAUGUCCUUUCCUACGCCUUAUCCUCAACAUCCAAUGAACGAUUACUAUGUCGGCCAUGUUCUCAGCAGUAACCAACAAUGCAGCCUCCCAAACAUAAACUAUGGCGGAGCAGACUCUAGUUACACUUGCAUUGGUGCACCUGUCGGACAAGGGUUUCCGCCGGGUGGCAGCCGGCCGGGCGCGGACUUGCAAGGAUCGGCAGUGGGAGGAGGAGGAGGAGGAGGAGAGGGAGGUUCUGGUAGAGACGGGUCACUGCAGAAUCUGGAGGAGGGAUUGAAUUGGGGCCGGAGCUUUUCAGGGACGACACAGCAACGAUUGGAUCCUCCACCACCGAUCAAUCGGUUUCAAGAUGGGUUCUAAAGAGAGAUUUUUUGAGUGAUAGUUUGAAGUACUACUAUUAAUCUACAUUGACACGCCACCCACAAAGACAAACAUAGAGAGAGAGAGAGAGAAAGAGAGAGACUUAACAAGCUGACAGAUGGGGUCGUGAAAGGAAGGAGAGAGAGGUAUUUGGAUUUUCUUCAGGGAUUAGGACAGCUUUUGAGCUCAUGUAUAUGCUCAGCUACUUUGGCAUGGAGCUCUAUGGGUGUAUUGAAGGGGAUUUUGCAUUGGUGUGUGAAACCCCACUGUUGAAAAAGGUGCAACUAGGCCUGCUGGGACAACAAGUUAGAUUUGAACUGAAACUUCCCAACCGAGUUCGUUUUGCAUGCCACUGUUUUCUCUUUCUUUUCUUUUUUUUAUUAUUAUUCUUAAUUUGUCGAUCAAUUGCCAUUUUUCUUUUUUGUACGUGUUUAAU
Molecule: messenger RNA, 1450 nt
Organism: Alnus glutinosa
Lineage: Eukaryota; Viridiplantae; Streptophyta; Magnoliopsida; Fagales; Betulaceae
Product: zinc finger protein JAGGED-like
Exons: 5
Coding region: 184-1014 (276 amino acids)
Molecular function (GO): DNA-binding transcription factor activity
Source: RefSeq, a predicted model, not a curated record